This is a messenger RNA of Lutra lutra (Eurasian river otter), 1167 nucleotides long. RefSeq lists its product as uncharacterized. Bases 214 to 1167 code for a protein of 317 amino acids. NCBI's taxonomy places the organism in Eukaryota, Metazoa, Chordata, Mammalia, Carnivora, Mustelidae. The transcript has a single exon. The record is from RefSeq and is a predicted model, not a curated record.
GCGAGGCACGCGCGGGGGGCUGCGGGGUGCGUGCGGGGUCCCGGGCCGCGCGCCGGAUGCUCAGGGCGCGGGCUCGGUCCGCGCGUGCGGGACGCGCCCUGGGCGCACGGUGGCCCGUUCCUCCCGGCGCUGGCCGUGGGUUUCGCGUGCAGCGCCCCACCCUCGCCUCCGCGCGUGCAGGGAGGGACUCGGGCUUCUCCCGCCCGCCGCCUGAUGUCCCCGGACGCAUUUCUCCCCGGGGCUCGCGGUGCGCGCCGCUCAGAACCCCUCCUGUCACUUCCGCAAGGUCCAGCUAGUUGGGGUCUGAGGGCCGCCCCGACCCUCGCCCGUCACCGUCGGACUCCGCGUCCCUUAGGCGGGAUGGGCAGAACCGCGUGGACUCGGUGCUGGCGCCCCGGCCCCGUGUCGCGGAACAUCCAUCCCGAAGCACGUGUUCUUCGGGCGGGAAGGCUGGGGAUCUCCGGCCCACCCACCCGACCCGGGGAGCCCUUGGCGCGCCUCCCAGUCCCGUGCCGGGCCCAUUUGUCUCCCAGCCCAGAGCUGGAGGCGCGGCUGGCGCGGAGAGUGCUGGAGAUUGCCUGGGAACCCCGCGAUGUGCUGCAGCCCUCUCCACAGUGGACCCGACACCUCUGCAGGAGGAAAUUAUCCCCAAAGGUCCUGUCUGCUUUCACGCUUGUCCGGAGAGUCCGCGGCCUUGGCGCAGGCGCGCGCGGUGUGCUCAUGAGGUUCUUUACAAUCUCGGGGUGCCCAGCCCCAGCCGGCCUGGUGUCAGAGCAAAAGUUGGAAUCUGAGCCAGCUCAGAAAUCCGGAAUGCUUCUAGAAAAAGCUGUUUUCCAUCCUGCUCAAAGCGCAGGUGGGAUUUUGGAGCUGCCUCCUGCUUCCUGGGCAAGUGGCUGGUGUUUCCUCUCUGCAAGCAACUGUCGAGGGCCCUCCUGCAACCCAGAUUGGAUCAGCAGAGCCGGGACUUUGUGUCCUGGGGGAACUGCUUCCCUCUGCGGGCCUGGGUGCCCAGAGCUCAUGGUUGGGGUUCCCGGAUGGUGUCCCGCUCCCCCGUCCACUGCCUUGCUCACUCCUGACUUGGUGCUACUAGUUCCUUUCUUUCGGAGGGGGCUUUGCGGGAUGUUAAUAACUCCAGACACUCCAGUUCCUGCUGCUGGGCAAAGCUGA